ACCAAAACUAAAACCAUGAGUUUACCACGUUUUGAAGACCUUUUCAAACAAAUAAAAACCAACUUUUGGCUUUUCGGGAUCCCUUAUGACCAACCCAAAAUUCAUAUCAGAUUCUUCAUUUUAAUAAUUGGUUUGUUGCUUAUGGUAACUGAAGAAAUCUUGUUUCUUGCUUCGAAAAUAUCUACUGAAGAUUUGUUAGUAAUAACCCAACUGGCUCCAUGCUGUUGUAUCGGCGUUUUGUCUUUACUAAAAGUGGUGUGCCUUGUACCAAAAAGAAACAAAAUAUUCAGUCUCACGCAUAGUCUGAAAGUUUUAUACAUCGAUUCGAUAAAAGAGAUGGAAAAACGAGAAAUAAUACGCGAUAACAUAAAUUUUGUCUCACUUCUCAGUAAAUAUUUUUUUCUGUUGAAUGCUGUACUGAUUUCGGUAUAUAAUUUUUCCACGCCGCUUUUCAUUUUGUAUGAUUAUAUAAAGACCAAUGAAAUUGUAUUUCGGUUGCCAUACGACGUAAUAGUUCCAUUUCGCGUUGACAGAUGGUCAACGUGGUCAGUGGUAUACAUUCAUUCUAUAUCAAGCGGUUUUAUCUGUGUAUUAUUUUUUACAACUAUUGAUAUUCUUUACUGUAUCCUUACUUCACACAUUUGCAAUAAUUUUGCCCUCAUUUCGAAUGAUUUGUUAAAAAUUAAUUGUGAAAACGUGAACAAUCUUAAAAAUAUUAUCAAACAACAUCAGCAUAUCAUGCAACUAUCUCAAGAACUGGAGGACAUUUUCAGUCUACCAAAUCUUUUCAAUGUGUUGGUGGGUUCGGUUGAAAUAUGUGCACUUGGAUUUAAUUUGACUAUGGGAAGCUUGACUCAAGUGCCUGGCUGUGUUUUAUUUUUGAUAUCAGUUCUGCUUCAAAUAUUGAUGAUGAGUGUUUUCGGUGAAAACCUUAUCAGGGAGAGCAAAAAUGUUGGAGAUGCCGUUUACUUUAGCGACUGGCAUAAACUAGAUGUAAAGACAAGGAAAAUUAUACUUAUCAUUAUCACUAGGGCCCACAGACCUCAAAUAUUAACCGCUUAUAAGUUUUCUACGAUUUCUUAUCAAAGCUUUACUAAGAUAAUCAGCUCUUCGUGGACAUAUUUCACAAUACUGAAAACAGUGUACAAGCCACCUGAAAAUACUUCAACAUAGAAGAAAAUAUAUAGAAAGCUACAUUUGUUAUUUUUCUUAUAGGAGAUAGUUAUCUCAUCACUUAGUGACACAAGUUUGCAAAUUCAAAAAGAUCCAAUAAUCUUAAUCCUGAGGGCAGUAAA
Amyelois transitella is the source of this 1295-nucleotide messenger RNA. RefSeq names its product odorant receptor 4. Gene Ontology annotation, molecular function: odorant binding; olfactory receptor activity. Gene Ontology annotation, cellular component: plasma membrane. Gene Ontology annotation, biological process: detection of chemical stimulus involved in sensory perception of smell; sensory perception of smell. NCBI's taxonomy places the organism in Eukaryota, Metazoa, Arthropoda, Insecta, Lepidoptera, Pyralidae. The transcript has 7 exons. Bases 16 to 1173 code for a protein of 385 amino acids. The record is from RefSeq and is a predicted model, not a curated record.